ACGAGACCAAACAGACUCAGCCUUCAAAACUAAAGCGAUAGGGAGCUUCCGCGUGAGUCGUACAUUUCACACAAUCUAAACGCAAAUGCAUGUGAAGUGAACCAUACAUUAUUUUUUCAUCGUAGCCUCUGAAAAAUCAUGUAACAUUUCACAGCCUCAAAAAGUAGUUUUUCUCGGGCACACCCUCAACCUACGAGCGGACAUUCACCUGAACUCUGUACCACGAUGAACAGCUCGUCCAUGGAUGCAUACACUCUCUGUCAUAACUCGAUGCAGCCGCUAUAUGUACUGCUAUCUGCCGUGUGUGUCGAUAUCGUAAAGCCAGCGACUGGCUCCAAGAAGAAGAAGAGGAGGAAGCGAACGGGUAGCGAGGAUGACAAGAAUGAGCAGCAGCAACAUCCGUCACUGGAGGACGUGGCAAAGUACCUCGAGGACCUGUCCAGCCUGCUUCGUGAGGUGUCGCGACCUUUCCGACCUUUCCCCUCAGUGGAGAGACAGCUGGUCAACCUCGAGGAGGAGCUGAGGAGAUGUCAGCUGCCCUUCGAUGAUAAGAACGUGAGGGGGAAGGAGAGGUCGAGAGGGACAGAUCUUAUUGCUGAUCCUAAGCCAACUCAGUCGCACACUGAUGCCACUAGAAUGCUGGCUAAUUUUGAGUGGUCAAUGUACCCACAGACUUGUAAGCUGAUUCUGCAGAGCUACAACAUGUCAAUGGAGGACUCCCAAGAUGUCUUGGACUCUAAACUAACAUUUCUAGAUAGUCUUCUCCAGCGACUGGACCAUCACCGCGCACAGACUGCCAGUACCGUCAAAGGAAACUCUGCAUAG
Molecule: messenger RNA, 825 nt
Organism: Geodia barretti
Lineage: Eukaryota; Metazoa; Porifera; Demospongiae; Tetractinellida; Geodiidae
Source: the annotation of a GenBank genome assembly